AUGUUAAAGACUCCAGCUUUCCCAUGCCAUGCACUGAAAAUCCCCAUUGGCAAGGCGAAAGGUUUUAGACACAGUUUGAAGUGCAGAGCAUCAAUGGCGGAGGAGCUAAAUAUCACCCUGCCGGAUGACUGGCAUCUCCACCUUCGCGACGGUGACCUUCUUCAAGCUGUCGCACCCCACAGCUCAAGCCAUUUUGGAAGGGCGAUUGUGAUGCCAAAUUUGAAGCCUCCCAUUACCACCACUGCUGCAGCCGUUGCUUACAAAGAUUCUAUUAUGAAAGCACUGCCUGCUGGUAGUAACUUUUCACCUCUUAUGACACUUUAUUUGACGGAUAAGACAAGUCCUGAGGAGAUCAAGCUUGCAAGAAGAAGUGAGGUUGUUUAUGGUGUGAAGUUGUAUCCUGCUGGUGCUACCACUAAUUCCCAAGAUGGGGUUACUGAUCUUUUUGGGAAAUGCCUUGCUGUGCUGGAGGAGAUGGUUGAGCAGAAUAUGCCUUUACUGGUCCAUGGGGAGGUCACAGAUCCGAAAAUCGAUGUUUUUGAUCGUGAAAAGGUCUUUAUCGAAACUAUAUUACAACCUCUAAUCAAUAGGCUUCCAAAGCUAAAGAUUGUCAUGGAGCAUAUCACAACCAAGGAUGCUGUUAAUUUCGUUGAAUCCUGUAGUGAAGGAUUGGUUGCAGCAACUGUCACUCCUCAGCACCUUUUACUAAAUAGGAAUGCUAUCUUCCAAGGAGGAUUGCGGCCACAUAAUUACUGCCUUCCAGUUCUCAAAAGAGAAACCCAUCGACAGGCAAUUGUUUCUGCUGUGACUGGUGGAAGUAAAAGAUUUUUCCUUGGAACCGAUAGUGCACCUCAUGAGAAGCAAAGCAAAGAGUCUUCUUGCGGAUGCGCUGGCAUUUACAAUGCCCCUGUUGCCCUCUCGGCAUACACCAAGGUUUUCGAAGAGGCUGGAGCACUUGACAAACUAGAGGCAUUUACCAGCUUCAACGGGCCAGACUUCUACGGCCUCCCGAGAAACACACCAAGAGUCAAGCUCACCAAGACUCCAUGGAAGGUACCAGAGUCUUUCUCAUUCUCAUUUGGAGAGAUUGUGCCCAUGUUUGCUGGUGAAACGCUGGAUUGGCAACCGUCGCUCGUCUGA
This is a messenger RNA of Linum trigynum, 1140 nucleotides long. The record is from the annotation of a GenBank genome assembly. NCBI's taxonomy places the organism in Eukaryota, Viridiplantae, Streptophyta, Magnoliopsida, Malpighiales, Linaceae.